Rhinolophus ferrumequinum (greater horseshoe bat) is the source of this 2239-nucleotide messenger RNA. It is a transcript of the gene PURG, whose product is annotated as purine rich element binding protein G. Gene Ontology annotation, cellular component: nucleus. Gene Ontology annotation, molecular function: RNA polymerase II transcription regulatory region sequence-specific DNA binding; DNA-binding transcription factor activity, RNA polymerase II-specific; purine-rich negative regulatory element binding. NCBI's taxonomy places the organism in Eukaryota, Metazoa, Chordata, Mammalia, Chiroptera, Rhinolophidae. Gene Ontology annotation, biological process: regulation of transcription by RNA polymerase II. The record is from RefSeq and is a predicted model, not a curated record.
CUUCCCGGCGGAACCUGGAGAAGUCAGAACACUCUCGCCACCGGGGUCCUUAUUCCCAUCUUCACACCUGUCGGGUCACCUCGCACUCACGCUCCAUCCCCACGCGCUGGGCUUCGAUCAGGGCGCACCCCGAGAGAGAACGCGAUAUCCCCUCUUCCAUUCAGCGGGUUGUGCUAGAGGAGGCGGGGUCCACUGCCCGCCACCCUCCCCACUCCUCUCCUCCCCUCCCUGGCGGGUGUCGGGCUAGUGCCGGAAGAGAGACGGCGGCCCCCGCAGCGGCCGCAGGAGGGGCGGCGGCGGUGGGCGCCGCAGGCAAUGCCCCUGCCCGGCUGCUCCGGCGGGAGGUGGUGCGAUCGGCGGCGGCGGGGAAGCAGGAGGGGGGCGGCGGCUGCGGCGGCUGCAGCAGAGGGGCCGAGCGCUGGCGGCGGCGGCGGUCGUGAAGGGCAUCGGUGGCUGCGGUGAUGGCAACGCUGAUCUGAAGAUGGAAAGAGCCAGGCGAAGGGGAGGCGGCGGCGGCGGCCGCGGCCGCGGCGGCAAGAAUGUAGGGGGCUCUGGCCUAAGCAAGAGUAGACUCUAUCCCCAGGCCCAGCACUCCCACUACCCCCACUACGUGGCUUCAGCCACCCCUAAUCAGCCUGGGGGCGCAGCCGAAAUCCAGGAGCUGGCCUCCAAACGAGUGGACAUCCAGAAAAAGAGGUUUUACCUAGACGUGAAGCAAAGCUCCCGGGGCCGGUUCCUAAAGAUAGCCGAAGUCUGGAUAGGGAGAGGCCGGCAGGACAAUAUCAGAAAGAGUAAACUGACCCUCUCCCUGUCAGUGGCAGCGGAGCUGAAGGACUGUCUAGGGGACUUCAUCGAGCAUUAUGCCCACCUGGGCCUGAAAGGCCACCGGCAAGAGCACGGCCACUGCAAGGAACAAGGCUCCAGGAGAAGACAGAAGCACUCUGCACCCUCCCCACCAGUGUCGGUGGGGUCCGAGGAGCACCCUCACAGUGUCCUUAAAACCGACUACAUAGAGAGGGACAAUAGGAAAUAUUAUCUAGACCUAAAGGAAAAUCAGCGGGGUCGCUUCCUAAGGAUUAGACAAACCAUGAUGCGGGGGACUGGCAUGAUAGGUUAUUUUGGCCAUAGUUUGGGCCAAGAACAGACUAUUGUCCUCCCAGCACAAGGAAUGAUUGAGUUUCGUGAUGCCUUGGUUCAGCUAAUUGAAGACUAUGGCGAAGGGGACAUAGAAGAACGAAGAGGUGGAGACGAUGACCCACUUGAACUCCCAGAGGGGACUUCUUUCAGAGUGGACAAUAAAAGGUUCUACUUUGAUGUGGGCUCUAAUAAAUAUGGAAUUUUCCUGAAGCUCACAAAUUACCCUAAAUCCAGAGAGAAUAUCACUUUUCACUGUUGUCAAAUCCAGCAUAAGGAACAGCCCUAUGACACUACAAAAACAGUUGAGGAAUAAGGAAUAAGUCUCUUAUGUUACACUUCAGAAUAAAGGCACUGGGUGAAAGAAAUGAACCGAAGUUCACCGCGAAUGCAAGGCUUCUGUACUUGACAUUCCUCCACGGAAGGGAAGACAAGUGUCAACACCAUUGACAUCAUUUUCAAACUGAUCUUAUGUGGGAUAUCUUCCACCACACUGGAAUACUUCUUAACUCUAUCAGGUUUUUUAUUUUGGUUUUUUGAUUCAUCAAGCCUUUCAGUUUUCAAAAGACCAUUUGUCAGCCAUGAGGUAGAGAGACAUAAAUUUGAAAAUACUUUCUUAAGAGAUCAUGUAACUAUAUAACUCAAUUUAAAAAAUGAGGAGGCGGGAUAAUUUCAAUCCACUGCCUCUCACAAGAAACAUGUUUUUAAAUCUGUAACUGCUUUAGUGUUAACAGGGUACAAAGUGUUUUUUGUCCUGUAUUGUACUUAAAAGGUUCUCAUUGAUUGGUGAUUGUAUUGUACUGUAUGAAAACAAAUCAUAAAUUGCCUUGUAUUGCUUAUAACAGACCAUAACAUGUACUACUUCCAUUUUCAUGUUCCAAGUUUUUCAGUGAUGCAUGUUAACAGUUAGGUCCUAAAAUUCUGUGGUGCUAAUUUUUCCAUAUCCAAUGGUGCUUUUGUGGAUGCUAACUGCACACAUGCUGAACAAAGCUUGAAAUUUAAAACUUUCUUCCCUUCCUCUGUUUAUAUGAAGUAAAAUAAAAUAACUUGAAUACGUCUCAAAGUAUCACUGACAAUCUAAUAAACUGGUUUAUAUGUGUCAUUA